AUGUUCAAUGCCUUCAAGAAUAUACCUGGAAUUGUCUCGCCCAAAGAGGCGAAUGACGGCAGUAAAUACGGGGUCGUCUGGGCGCCUAACUCGAUCGAUCCAGCAACAGAGAAACGCUCGUACUCCAAGACGGGCCACUACGACAACGGUCCCGGACGACGCGACAACUUCCAUCUUCUACCUGGCUACCGGGUCGUCCAAGUCACCGGCGGCUUCUCCGACACGGACGGGUCCUGGGUCGCCGACGGCGUGCGGUACAAGCCUCGCGGCAUCUCCAACACCGUCUCGGCCGUCAAGGCACGCAAGGAAGUCGUCGUCUCCGCGGGCACUUUCCACACACCACAGCUUCUGGAGCGUAGCGGCAUAGGGUCCGAAGACAUUCUCCAAGCCGCGGGCGUGCCGGUCAACGUGGCGCUGCCUGGCGUCGGAUUCAACUUCCAGAGCCACACGUCCUUUAGCUUCGCGCACAGCUUUGGCGUGUCUGUGUUCCCGACGCAAGCCGACCUCGCCAGCAACAGCACGUUCGCGAUGGAGGCGCAGAGGCUGUGGGACAAUGGGAAGAAGGGCCCGUACACGGCGUAUGUCAACAGCGGUGUGUGGUUGCCGUUCCCUGUCUUUUCGAACCAGACAGAGGCCCUCGUUCGCAAGAUCCGAGCCCAAGGCCCUGAUGAGUAUCUCCCCCGUGGUCUGGACCCUACGCUCGUUGCAGGCUAUGUGAUUCAGAAAGAGGUACUGAUCCAGCAACUGCGGUCACACGAGUCAGCCUGGCUUGAGUCGCUCUUCUCCGGGCAGACGGCCGGCGGCGCCAUACUGCAGCACAUCUUCUCGCGUGGCACGGUGCACAUCUCUCCGGACGACGACGGCCUGGACACGGAUCCCAUAAUCGACUACCGCGCCUUCAGCAACCCGGUUGACUUGGAUUUGAACAUCGAGCUGCUCCAGGGCGUCCGCUGGUACAUGGGCCACGAGGCAAUGGUGGCCGCGCUCCAGCCGCGGGAGACGAGUCCACGGAUCUACGACGAUGCUGGGAUGCGGUCGUGGAUGCGCAGGUCUAUCAACCCAGACGUAGCGCACCAGGUUGGCACGGCGGCGCUGGGGCCUAAGGAGCUGGGCGGCGUAGUCGGGCCAGAUCUGCAGGUUCAUGGGACGAGAAGGCUGAGCGUGGCGGACAACUCGAUCGUGCCGAUGGUGCCUGGGUCCCAUACUAGCGCUUUGGCCUAUGCUGUUGGGGAAAAGGCUGCCGAUUUGAUUCUACGCCGGGCUUGA
Molecule: messenger RNA, 1266 nt
Organism: Diaporthe amygdali
Lineage: Eukaryota; Fungi; Ascomycota; Sordariomycetes; Diaporthales; Diaporthaceae
Product: choline dehydrogenase
Exons: 2
Coding region: 1-1266 (421 amino acids)
Biological process (GO): secondary metabolite biosynthetic process
Molecular function (GO): flavin adenine dinucleotide binding; oxidoreductase activity, acting on CH-OH group of donors
Source: RefSeq, a predicted model, not a curated record